This is a messenger RNA of Saprolegnia parasitica CBS 223.65, 1422 nucleotides long. RefSeq lists its product as hypothetical. NCBI's taxonomy places the organism in Eukaryota, Oomycota, Saprolegniomycetes, Saprolegniales, Saprolegniaceae. Gene Ontology annotation, molecular function: FAD binding; acyl-CoA oxidase activity; fatty acid binding. Gene Ontology annotation, cellular component: peroxisome. The record is from RefSeq and is a predicted model, not a curated record. The transcript has 3 exons. Gene Ontology annotation, biological process: lipid homeostasis; fatty acid beta-oxidation using acyl-CoA oxidase. The coding region runs from base 1 to 1422 and encodes 473 amino acids.
AUGAACCCGCAGCACUUGGCGCAAGCCAUCGGUGUGGCCGACGCUCGGCGCGAGGCUUGGCUAGCCGCGAUCACGUACCCGGGACGCGUCUAUGGGCGCAGUCACGAGGAGGAGUACGCGGCCUCGCUCGAGAAGGCAGCCACCUUGCUCUCGUUCUUCCGGGCGCACGAGAUCGUCGACGUCGACGACCAAGAAGCGCUGAGCGAAGCGCUCGGUUGCGUGCUGCCUCUCGACAUGCACCGCAAGAUGUUUCUGCCCGCGCUGCAGCUGUCCAUGAGUGAUACGCAGUGGGCGCUCUGGCAGGAGAGAUUGCGAUCGAUGCCUCUCCUCGGCGCAUACGCGCAGACCGAAUUGGGCCAUGGCUCCAACAUCCGAGCGCUAGAAACCACCGCCACAUACGAUCCGGUCACAGAGGCUUUUGAUUUGCACUCACCGACGCUCACGAGCCGCAAGUGGUGGCCCGGCGGCUUGGGAAAGACCGCCAACUUUGCCGUCGUGUACGCUCGCCUCCUAGUUUGCGAUGGCACCGACCACGGCGUGCACGCCUUCUUGGUGCAACUACGCGAUCUCGAGUCGCAUGCCUCACUGCCAGGUGUGCACCUCGGUGACAUUGGCGCCAAAAUUGGCUUCAACGGCGUCGACAACGGAUAUUGCUACUUUGAGCACGUCCGUGUUCCCAAGGCGCAGCUCCUCCUCGGGACAGCACGCGUUGAGUGGGGUCCGCAGGGCCAACUGCGUCGACGAGCCGGCGCGGCAGCUCCUUGGGGCUACUUUACGAUGGUGAAAACGCGCGUCUUUCUCGUCUCCAAGUGCGCUCGGUUCCUCGGCCGCGCACUCGCGCUCACGCUCCCAGACUUGCAGUCGCGCGCUGUGGAGGCCCGACGAACGCUGUACCCCGCGAUGGGUCUCGCGCUCGCCGCAAUCUUUGCGGGCCAAACGCUCUACGCGCUCUAUACCCAAGUGCUCGCGGCCCGCGAUACGCACAAGCUGCACACGUUGCAUGCGACGUCAAGCGGGCUCAAGGCGCUCGUCUCGACCCGAGUCGUCGACGGUCUCCAAGCUUGCAUCGUGGCAGGCGGCUACGACGCGAGUCACGCCGUGGUGUACCUCAAGAACGAAAUUGUCGGCUCGUGCACGUACGAAGGAACGUUUGACGUGCUUGUGCUGCAGCAUGGUGCGUACUUGCGCAAGCAACUGCGGACCGAGCCUCUGCCGCUGGCACGUGUGGAUAUCACAGUGGUGCCCGACCUCCUUGUGCUCUUCUCGCACCGACUACACGCGCUGCAGUUUGACGCAAUAUCAAGAGACAGUGCGUACAAGAUGACGCGGCUCUCGCUCGCCGCCUCCGAGCUCUACCUUCUCCAAGCCUUUGCCGACCGGCUGCGCACAGUGUACGUACGGUAUGUGGCACGCAGCCUCUGA